This is a messenger RNA of Symbiodinium natans, 1074 nucleotides long. The record is from the annotation of a GenBank genome assembly. NCBI's taxonomy places the organism in Eukaryota, Dinophyceae, Suessiales, Symbiodiniaceae.
AUGGCGCCGGACGCGAAGCGCGUGAAGGCCGGAGGCAGCGUGACGCUGGAGACGCUCCAGGCAAGAUUGCAGGCCACUGACGUGCUUGCCAAAAAACCGGAAAGUCUCAGCACUUUCAUCUGCACCCACCACGGAACUUUCCACGCUGAUGAGGUAAUGGCUUGCGCCAUGCUGAAGUGCCUCGAGGACUACAGUGCUUUGCCGGUCCUCCGCUCCCGAGACGCCGAGGAGAUCGACCAGGCCACGAUCGUCGUGGAUGUCGGGGGCACCUAUGAGCCGGACAAGAAGCGCUUCGACCACCACCAAAGGACGUUUACGGAGACCUACUCCGAGGCCUACACGGGCAUCAAGCUCUCCAGCGCGGGCCUAGUCUUCAAGCACUUCGGUGACCGGGUCGUGGAAUCCUUGUGCGGGGAGCUUGAGGCGAAGCCGAAGGCUGCCAUCAUCGCCAAGACCUACGACACGCUGAUCCGCGAGCUCGACGCUCUGGACAACGGAGUCCAGGUGGCGGACGAGCCGCGCUACCGCUUCGUGACGCACCUCGGUGCCCGCAUCGGUCGCCUGAAUCCCAGCUGGCAGGACGAGAGCUCACCAGAGGCAGAGAACUCGCGGUUCAAGGAGGCGCUUCUUGUCGCCGCCAAGGAGCUUUGCGACAUCGUCUGCGGCUACGCCACCCAUUGGCUGCCAGCACGCACGCUGGUGGACGAGGCCCUGUCCAGCCGCCGCUCUGUGCACGACUCCGGGGAGAUCAUGCAGCUGUCGCGGUUCUGCCCGUGGCAAGACCACCUCUUUGACCUCGAGGAAGAGGAGGAGGCCCACCGUACGCCCUUGGUCAAGUACGUCCUGUUCCAGGACAGCCGAGGAAGUUGGCGAGUGCAGGCGGCGCCAGCCGCCCGUGGCAGCUUCGACCUCAGGCUUCGUUUGCCGGCUGCAUGGUGUGGUGUACGUGACGACGAGCUCAGCAAGGUGUCCGGUAUCGAAGGCUGUAUCUUCGUCCACGCCAACGGCUUCAUCGGCGGAAAUGCGACUGAGAAAGGCGCCCGAGAAAUGGCCACGAAGGCUCUGAGUGCCUGA